AGCCCAAAAUCGCCAAACUCACGCGGCAGAGAUUUUGAGGAGGGUUUCUGAUAUUUGUAUAGAGAGAAAAUUAGGGUUUAUCAAGGAAGUUGCAGAGAAGGAAGCCAUGUUUCUUGGAGCCAUUCCUCGUCGCCCUGAUAAAGAGACUGCGUAUAAGCAGUUGAAGUCUCAUGUCACACUUUUCGGUGCAUUUGUUCUUGCAGUUCGGGUCGUUCCCUAUGUUCUCCAUUUCAUCAACAAAGAAAAGGAGGAACUCAAGCUCGACCUUUGAUCGGAUUCAGGAUUCCACAGAGAGGAAGAGACACUGCAGAGUAGUUAUCUAUGAGUUUGGCAAUAUGUAGCACUUGUGUUCAAGUCUUUAAUGUACUUCGAUUUUGAGGAUAACAUUCACACUGAUUGUUUGAUACAAGAAAAUCACUAGUUUAUGUCUAAGAAUCAAGUGAUAUCUUAUUUCUUUGUUUAUGGAAAUUAAUCAUAGUUGAUUAUAGAACUAAAA
Messenger RNA from Amborella trichopoda, 496 nucleotides. Its product is annotated as mitochondrial import receptor subunit TOM6 homolog. The record is from RefSeq and is a predicted model, not a curated record. Gene Ontology annotation, cellular component: mitochondrial outer membrane translocase complex. Gene Ontology annotation, molecular function: protein binding. NCBI's taxonomy places the organism in Eukaryota, Viridiplantae, Streptophyta, Magnoliopsida, Amborellales, Amborellaceae.